CAGCCGCCACGUGAGUUCGCCAGGAGCCGCCGCAACACACACAGUGGGCAGCAUGUCGGCGACUGGGGCGGCUCGCAAAAGGGGAAAGCCGGCCUCGGGGGCCGGGGCUGGUGCGGGGGCCGGCAAGUUGCGGCGAAAGGGCGACUCUUCUGGGGACAAGGGCAAGUCCAAGGGUGGCGGCAAAAUGAAUGAGGAGAUCUCCAGCGACUCGGAGACUGAGAGCCUAGUUCCCAGGAGGAAUGAGGAGGAGGAGGCGGAGGAGCUGGAGGAGACCGCACAGGAGAAGAAGCUGCGCUUGGCCAAGCUCUACCUUGAGCAGCUCAAGCAGCAAGAGGAGGAGAAGGCUGAGGCCCGCGAAUUUGAGGAGGACCAGGUGGCAGGGAGGCUGAAGGAGGACGUGCUCGAGCAGAGAGGCAGGCUGCAGAAGUCGGUGGCAAAGGAGAUCCAGGCCCCAGACCCUGCUGACAUUCGAAUCUUACGGGGCCACCAGCUGUCCAUCACAUGUUUGGUUAUCACCCCUGACGACCUGGCCAUCUUUUCUGCUGCCAAAGACUGCACCAUUAUUAAGUGGAGUGUGGAAAGUGGACGGAAGCUUCAUGUGAUCCCUCGAGCCAAGAAGGGUGCUGAGGGGCAGCCCUCCGGCCAUAGUAGCCACGUCCUCUGCAUGGCCAUCUCCUCCGAUGGCAAGUACCUGGCCUCGGGUGACCGCAGCAAGCUCAUUCUCAUUUGGGAGGCCCAGAGCUGCCAGCACCUGUACACCUUCACGGGACACCGGGAUGCCGUGUCGGGGCUGGCAUUCCGCAGAGGCACCCACCAGCUCUACAGCACGUCCCACGACCGCUCUGUGAAGGUGUGGAAUGUGGCGGAGAACUCCUACGUGGAGACGCUCUUCGGGCACCAGGAUGCUGUGGCUGCACUGGAUGCUCUGAGCAGGGAGUGCUGCGUGACUGCCGGGGGCCGGGACGGGACUGUGCGUGUGUGGAAGAUCCCCGAGGAGUCCCAGCUUGUCUUCUACGGCCACCAGGGCUCCAUUGACAGCAUCCAGCUCAUAAACGAGGAGCACAUGGUGUCGGGUGCAGACGAUGGUUCUGUAGCCUUGUGGGGCCUCUCUAAGAAGCGGCCACUUGCCCUGCAGCGUGAGGCCCAUGGGCUGCGGGGGGAGCUGGGCUUGGAGCAGCCCUUCUGGGUGUCAUCGGUGGCAGCCCUGCUCAACACAGACCUCGUGGCCACAGGCUCUCACAGCAACUCUGUGCGGCUCUGGCAAUGCGGGGAGGGCUUCCGGCAGCUUGACCUUCUCUGCGACAUCCCCCUGGUGGGCUUUAUCAAUAGCCUCAAGUUCUCCAGUGCUGGGGACUUCCUGGUGGCUGGGGUAGGGCAGGAGCACAGGCUUGGCCGGUGGUGGCGGAUCAAAGAGGCCCGGAACUCCGUCUGCAUCAUCCCUCUCCACAGGGCCCCCAGGCCCCCUACUGCUGGCUCCUGACUCUCUCAUCCCCUGUAUUUAAGUUCUUCCCAGGCCAUCCCCUGCCUUCUUUGUAUUAAAAACCUCCUCUUCUGGG
Messenger RNA from Delphinapterus leucas (beluga whale), 1556 nucleotides. It is a transcript of the gene RRP9, whose product is annotated as ribosomal RNA processing 9, U3 small nucleolar RNA binding protein. The record is from RefSeq and is a predicted model, not a curated record. Gene Ontology annotation, cellular component: small-subunit processome. Gene Ontology annotation, molecular function: protein binding; U3 snoRNA binding. NCBI's taxonomy places the organism in Eukaryota, Metazoa, Chordata, Mammalia, Artiodactyla, Monodontidae.